Messenger RNA from Drosophila innubila, 997 nucleotides. RefSeq lists its product as uncharacterized. The record is from RefSeq and is a predicted model, not a curated record. The coding region runs from base 557 to 997 and encodes 146 amino acids. Lineage: Eukaryota; Metazoa; Arthropoda; Insecta; Diptera; Drosophilidae. The transcript has 2 exons.
CGAUUUGACGGUCGUUUGUGUAGGACGUGAAUUUCAUUCAAAGGCCGAAGCUAAGAGAUCGUCGUCUGUUCGGUGCGUCGCGUCGGUCGGUUAAACAACAUUUUACCAGAGAAAAAAUUUGUCGCUGUCGCCGUGCAGGAAAGUGCGAAAUGUGCGUGAAACGAAAAUAAAAUUAAAUAGCGCAAAAAUUGUCGCAAAAAAAGCGAAAAAAAAAGAUUGAAAUGUUUUUAAAUACGUAUAGAAACUUGUGUCUGCAAGAGUAUUUGCAUACCAAGUAAAAUAGAGUGCUAAAGGAAAUGUGUAAAAAAUAAUAAUAAAAGUCAACCAAACAUUGCGCCGUCAACUGACAAGCGGAAAUUGUAAGAAAAGAAAAAAAAAUAAGAAUAACAAAUAAUAAUAAAAAUUAUGAAUGAAAUUUCUUGGAAAUGUGUGAGUGCGCGAUCAUUGUGAUAUAAGCUAUAAAGAUCUUAACAAAUGAAAUAAUUAAAGUUACAAGUUCAAAGUCAAGACGUUUAAAAUGCGUAUUUGAGUUACAGAGUUUGAGUUUUGUGUCAAAAUGAAAACCAGAAAGUUAUACAAUUACCUACCUUGGUGCUUGCUGCUGAUCUUACUGAUGGUCUAUGAGAGCCACUGCAGACGGCAGCCAAAGACCAAGGCUCAGUCAAAGCGUCUUCAAACGUUCUCACCCGCUGAAUUGCUGAAGGAAUACAAUGCCAGUGUUAGCUCCGCCGAGCAGCUGGAUGACAACAUUAUGUCCUGGACAGGCGUUAGGAUCCAGGAGCGAAAGCAAACGACACCUUCGAAAACACAAAAUCCGCGUCGUCGUAAAACUAAAAGUGGCCUCCUGAUCGAAAGUAAUAUUGCAGAGGAUCAGCAGCCAUCUGCUUCCGCCGAGAUCAGAUCGGGCAAGAAAUACGCACAGCAGCGUCGUCGCAACGGUCGCAUACAAAGACCCAAUAUCAAAUCGAAUGCCAAUAGUAAGUUGAUGCCUCUAUAA